AUGCAUCGAACGCGUUCCCACGCGCCCCAAAUGCAACUAACCCAGGAUUUCAAGAAGAAGAAGAAGAGGCAAAGUAGCCCGGAGAGAAAGGCUGCAGAGGAUCCCAAGAAGAAGAAGAAGCAAAGAUACAACAGCCCGGAGAGAAAGGCUGCAGAGGAUCCCAAGAAGAAGAAGAAGAAACAAAGGCAAAGUGGCCCGGAGAGAAAGGCUGCAGAGGAUCCCAAGAAGAAGAAGAAGCAAAGACAAAGUAGCCCGGAGAGAAAGGUUGCAGAGGAUCCCAAGAAGAAGAAGCAAAGUAGCCCGGAGAGAAAGGCUGCAGAGGAUCCCAAGAAGAAGAAGAAGCAAAGGCAAAGUAGCCCGGAGAGAAAGACUGCAGAGAAUCCCAAGAAGAAGAAGCAAAGGCAAAGUAGCCCGGAGAGAAAGGUUGCAGAGGAUCCCAAGAAGAAGAUGCAAAGGCAAAAUAGUCCGGAGAGAAAGGCUGCAGAGGAUCCCAAGAAGAAGAAGAAGCAAAGGCAAAAUAGCCCGGAGAGAAAGGCUGCAGAGGCUGCAGAGGAUCCCAAGAAGAAGAAGAAGCAAAGGCAAAGUAGCCAGGAGAGAAAGACUUUAGAGGAUCCCAAGAAGAAGAAGGAAGCAAAGGAGAGAAAGGCUGCAGAGGAUCCCAAGAAGAAGAAGCAAAGGCAAAGUAGCCCGGAGAGAAAGGCUGCAGAGGAUCCCAAGAAGAAGAAGAAGCAAAGGCAAAGUAGUCUGGAGAGAAAGGCUGCAGAGGAUCCCAAGAAGAAGAAGAAGAAGCAAAGGCAAAGUAGCCCGGAGGGAAAGGCUGCAGAGGAUCCCAAGAAGAAGAAGAAGAAGCAAAGGCAAAAGAGCUCGCAGAGAAAGGCUGCAGAGGAUCCCAAGAAGAAGAAGAAGAAAGGCAAAGUAGCUGCAGAGGAUCCCAAGAAGAAGAAGAAGCAAAGGCAAAGUAGCCCGGAGAGAAAGGCUGCAGAGGAUCCCAAGAAGAAGAAGAAGCAAAGGCAAAGUAGCCCGGAGAGAAAGGCUGCAAAGGAUCCCAAAAAGAAGAAGCAAAGGCAAAAUAGCCCGGAGAGAAAGGCUGCAGAAGAUCCCAAGAAGAAGAAGAAGCAAAGGCAAAAUAGCCCAGAGAGAAAGGCUGCAGAGGUUGCAGAGGAUCCCAAGAAGAAGAAGAAGCAAAGUAGCCCCGAGAGAAAGGCCGUAGAGGAUCCCAAGAAGAAGAAGAAGCAAAGGCUAUAUAGCCCGGAGAGAAAGGUUGCAGAGGAUCCCAAGAAGAAGAAGAAGCAAAGGCAAAGUGGCCCGGAGAGAAAAGCUGUAGAGGAUCCCAAGAAGAAGCAGCAAAGGCAAAGUAGCCCGGAGAGAAAGACUGCAGAGGAACACAAGAAGAAGAAGCAAAGGCAAAAUAGCCCGGAGGGAAAGGCUGCAGAGGAUCCCAAGAAGAAGAAGAAGAAGCAAAGGCAAAAGAGCUCGCAGAGAAAGGCUGCAGAGGAUCCCAAGAAGAAGAAGAAGCAAAGCCAAAAAAGACCCAAGAAGAAGAAGCAAAGGCAAAGUAGUCCGGAGAGAAAGGCUGCAGAGGAUCCCAAGAAGAAGAAGCAAAGGCAAAGUAGCCCGGAGAGAAAAGCUGCAGAGGAUCCCAAGAAGAAGAAGAAGCAAAGGCAACGUAGCCCGGAGAGAAAGGCUGCAGAGGAUCCCAAAAAGAAGAAGAAGCAAAGGCAAAGUAGCCCGGAGAGAAAGGCUAUAAAGGACCCCAGGAAGAAGAAGCAAAGGCAAAGUAGUCCGGAGAGAAAGGCUAUAGAGGAUCCCAAGAAGAAGAAGAAGAAGCAAAGGCAAAGAAGUCCGGAGAGAAAGCCUGUAGAGGAUCCCAAGAAGAAGAAGCAAAGGCAAAGUAGCCCGGAGAGAAAGGCUGCAGAGGAUCCCAAGAAGAAGAAGCAAAGGCAAAAUAGCCCGGAGAGAAAGGCUGCAGAAGAUCGCAAGAAGAAGAAGAAGCAAAGGCAAAGUAGCCCGGAGAGAAAGGCUGCAGAGGAUCCCAAGAAGAAGAAGAAGCAAAGGCAAAGUAGCCCGGAGAGAAAGACUGCAGAGGAUCCCAAGAAGAAGAAGAAACAAAGGCAAAGUAUUGGUAGCCCGGAGAGAAAGGCUGUAGAGGAUCCCAAGAAGAAUAAGAAGCAAAGGCAAAGGAGUCCGGAGAGAAAAGCUGCAGAGGAUCCCAAGAAGAAGAAGCAAAGGCAAAAUAGCCCGGAGAGAAAGGCUGCAGAAGAUCCCAAGAAGAAGAAGAAGCAAAACCAAAAAAUUGGUAGCCCGGAGAGAAAAGCUGCAUUGGAUCCCGAGAAGAAGAAGAAGCAAAGGCAAAGUAGCCCGGAGAGAAAGGCUGCAGAGGAUCCCAAGAAGAAGAAGCCAAGGCAAAGUAGCCCGGAGAGAAAGGCUGCAGAGGAUCCCAAGAAGAAGAAGCAAAGGCAAAGUAGCCCUGCAGAGGAUCCCAAGAAGAAGAAGCAAAGGCAAAGUAGCCCGGAGAGUAAGGCUAUAGAGGAUCCCAAGAAGAAGAAGAAGCAAAGGCAAAAUAGCCCGGAGAGAAAGGCUGCAGAGGUUGCAGAGGAUCCCAAGAAGAAGAAGCAAAGGCAAAGCAGCCCGGAGAGAAAGGCUGCAGAGGAUCCCAAGAAGAAGAAGAAGAAGCAAAGGCAAAGUAGCCCGGAGAGAAAGACUGCAGAGGAUCACAAGAAGAAGAAGCAAAGGCAAAGGCAAAGUAGCCCGGAGAGAAAGGCUGCAGAGGAUCCCAAGAAGAAGAAGAAUAAGCAAAGGCAAAGUAGAAAGGCUGCAGAGGAUCCCAAAAAGAAGAAGCAAAGGCAAAGUAGCCCGGAGAGAAAGGCUAUAAAGGACCCCAGGAAGAAGAAGCAAAGGCAAAGUAGUCCGGAGAGAAAGGCUAUAGAGGAUCCCAAGAAGAAGAAGAAGCAAAGGCAAAGAAGUCCGGAGAGAAAGCCUGUAGAGGAUCCCAAGAAGAAGAAGCAAAGGCAAAGUAGCCCGGAGAGAAAGCCUGCAGAAGAUCCCAAGAAGAAGAAGCAAAGGCAAAGUAGCGAGGAGAGAAAGGCUGCAGAGGAUUCCAAGAAGAAGAAGCCAAGGCAAAGUAGCCCGGAGAGAAAGGCUACAGAGGAUUUCAAGAAGAAGAAGAAAAGGCAAAGUAGCCCGGAGAGAAAGGCUGCAGAGGAUCCCAAGAAGAAGAAGAAGCAAAGGCAAAGUAGCCCGGAGAGAAAGGCUGCAAAGGAUCCCAAAAAGAAGAAGCAAAGGCAAAGUAGUCCGGAGAGAAAGGCUGCAGAAGAUCCCAAGAAGAAGAAGCAAAGGCAAAAUAGCCCAGAGAGAAAGGCUGCAGAGGCCGUAGAGGAUCCCAAGAAGAAGAAGAAGAAGCAAAGGCUAUAUAGCCCGGAGAGAAAGGUUGCAGAGGAUCCCAAGAAGAAGAAGAAGCAAAGGCAAAGUGGCCCGGAGAGAAAAGCUGUAGAGGAUCCCAAGAAGAAGCAGCAAAGGCAAAGUAGCCCGGAGAGAAAGACUGCAGAGGAUCCCAAGAAGAAGAAGCAAAGGCAAAGCAGCCCGGAGAGAAAGGCUGCAGAGGAUCCCAAGAAGAAGAAGAAGCAAAGGCAAAAGAGCUCGCAGAGAAAGGCUGCAGAGGAUCCCAAGAAGAAGAAGAAGAAGAAGCAAAGCCAAAAAAGUCCGGAUCCCAAGAAGAAGAAGCAAAGGCAAAGUAGUCCGGAGAGAAAGGCUGCAGAGGAUCCCAAGAAGAAGAAGCAAAGGCAAAGUAGCCCGGAGAGAAAAGCUGCAGAGGAUCCCAAGAAGAAGAAGCAAAGGCAACGUAGCCCGGAGAGAAAGGCUGCAGAGGCUAUAGAGGAUCCCAAGAAGAAGAAGAAGAAGCAAAGGCAAAGAAGUCCGGAGAGAAAGCCUGUAGAGGAUCCCAAGAAGAAGAAGCAAAGGCAAAGUAGCCCGGAGAGAAAGGCUGCAGAAGAUCCCAAGAAGAAGAAGCAAAGGCAAAGUAGCGAGGAGAGAAAGGCUGCAGAGGAUUCCAAGAAGAAGAAGCAAAGGCAAAAUAGCCCGGAGAGAAAGGCUGCAGAAGAUCGCAAGAAGAAGAAGAAGAAGCAAAGGCAAAGUAGCCCGGAGAGAAAGGCUGCAGAGGAUCCCAAGAAGAAGAAGAAGCAAAGGCAAAGUAGCCCGGAGAGAAAGACUGCAGAGGAUCCCAAGAAGAAGAAGAAGCAAAGGCAAAGUAUUGGUAGCCCGGAGAGAAAGGCUGCAGAGGAUCCCAAGAAGAAUAAGAAGCAAAGGCAAAGGAGUCCAGAGAGAAAAGCUGCAGAGGAUCCCAAGAAGAAGAAGCAAAGGCAAAAUAUCCCGGAGAGAAAGGAGAGAAAGGAUCGCAAGAAGAAGAAGAAGCCAAGGCAAAGUAGCCCGGAGAGAAAGGCUGCAGAGGAUCCCAAGAAGAAGAUGAAGCAAAGGCAAAGUAGCCCUGCAGAGGAUCCCAAGAAGAAGAAGAAGCAAAGGCAAAACAGCCCGGAGAGUAAGGCUAUAGAGGAUCACAAGAAGAAGAAGCAAAGGCAACCUAGCCCGGAGAGAAAGGCUGCAGAGGAUCCCAAGAAGAAGAAGAGGCAAAGGCAAAGUAGUCCGGAGAGAAAGGCUGAAGAGCAUCCCAAGAAGAAGAAGAAGAAGAAGCAAAGGCAAAGCAGCUCGGAGAGAAAGGUUGCAGAGGAUUCCAAGAAGAAGAAGAAGAAGAAGAAGAAGAAGACGAAGCAAAGGCAAAAGAGUCCGGAGAGAAAGGAUCCCAAGAAGAAGAAGAAGCAAAGGCAAAGUAGAAAGGUUGCAGAGGAUCCCAAGAAGAAGAAGAAGCAAAGACAAAGUAGCCCGGAAAGAACGGCUGCAGAGGAUUCCAAGAAGAAGAAGAAGCAAAGGCAAACUAGCCCGGAGAGAAACGCUGCGGAGGAUCCCAAGAAGAAGAAGAAGCAAAGGCAAAGUAGAAAGGUUGCAGAGGAUCCCAAGAAGAAGAAGAAGCAAAGACAAAGCAGCCCGGAAAGAGCGGCUGCAGAGGAUUCCAAGAAGAAGAAGAAGAAGCAAAGGCAAAGUAGAAAGGUUGCAGAGGAUCCCAAGAAGAAGAAGAAGCAAAGGCAAAGUAGCCCGGAGAGAAAGGCUACAGAAGAUCCCAAGAAGAAAGAAGCAAAGGCAAAGUAG
This is a messenger RNA of Symbiodinium sp. CCMP2592, 5196 nucleotides long. The record is from the annotation of a GenBank genome assembly. NCBI's taxonomy places the organism in Eukaryota, Dinophyceae, Suessiales, Symbiodiniaceae.